AUGGUCACUUCAAAUGUAGACGCUGGCACUGAGGUCGCAUCGAAAGUUGACCCAAUCCCAAAUGAACCCGGAGUCGGUCCUGAGGUUAUCCGGAAAGCUUCCAAUCAGCGCAGUCGACGCCAGCGACUGAAUGAACGUCGUUUGCGCUCUCGAGUUGCCGAAGAGCGACUUAGGUUGGCCACUAAUGGCCGUCGACUGGUGAGCCGACUGAUUGCACUUGCCAAUGGAGAUCCUGCUGCUCGUCAAGGUCUACGAACUAGUUCUACGGGAACCCUUCUUUUGCCACUACAGCUAUCCACUCGAGAACCGGUACACUUUUCCGGCCCGAGCGGAAUUGACGAAGAUGAUGGUGAUGCAGACGAGGAAGAGGAAGCAGUUGAAGAGGAAGAAGAAAUUGUGGAAGGAGGGGAGACGCAGGUCGCUGUGGAGAAAGGUCGCGAAGUGGCAGAGGAAGAAAGCGAUAAAAGAAUAAUGAACGAUAAUGGGUCCAAUGAGUUAAAUUCAGCUAACGAUUCAACUCAUUUGUCUGUGGAUAGUGGCGUGGAAAGCGGACAAGCUGAGAUGACUUUACCCAUUUCGAGCCAGAAAGAUAUCGACAGUUCGAGCAUAUCUUCAACUCUUAGAACCUCUACUAUCAGUGCUACUAAUAGUUUACUGGUAGUUAAAAACUUAACUUCCGUUCCUUCUGAGCCAGCUCAAUCAUUGGCUCUUGGAAAGAAGCGACGUAAUCCUUCUGGUGUUCUCCCUCUUCAGCGGACUGCAGUCGUCAAGAGCCGACAAAUUUCUACAAUGGAUUUUAUAAAAACUAUCCUAACCCCAGACACUGGUUUUCUCACCCCCUCACCCCGUAAUCCUCUUGCCAUGCGUCUUAUCAGAGUCUCCCUCUUGCCCCGUAGGAUCCGCCUCGCUGAGCAGGCCCCUGAAAAUCAGGAUUCGCAAGCUCUAAAUCUCCCUAAGAUCAACCUCAAGUCAGUUAACCUGAUGCGUAUUCCACUUUCUCUGCCGGUUGUCGAUAAUAUGGGUGGCGCUGGAAGUGGCGAAAGCAGCUGCACCAGCGACGUUGAUGAUGGUGAAGGAGUGCUCGACGAUGCUGCUUCCGAUUCUACAGGUGCUGGUGGUUCUGAUGGUGACUACAUGACUUCCACUUCAAGCGGUGGUCUU
Protopolystoma xenopodis is the source of this 1161-nucleotide messenger RNA. Lineage: Eukaryota; Metazoa; Platyhelminthes; Monogenea; Polystomatidea; Polystomatidae. The record is from the annotation of a GenBank genome assembly.